This is a messenger RNA of Amphimedon queenslandica, 8522 nucleotides long. Its product is annotated as leucine-rich repeat serine/threonine-protein kinase 1-like. Gene Ontology annotation, molecular function: ATP binding; protein kinase activity; protein binding. Lineage: Eukaryota; Metazoa; Porifera; Demospongiae; Haplosclerida; Niphatidae. Bases 124 to 8349 code for a protein of 2741 amino acids. The record is from RefSeq and is a predicted model, not a curated record. Gene Ontology annotation, biological process: protein phosphorylation. The transcript is spliced from 22 exons.
UAGGAGGAGCCAUAGGAGUGGUUUUCUACUGGAAAUGGCUGCGGACUAGAGUUUGUAAACCUUCCUCUCCUACUCUAAUUCUCUACCUCUCUUUGAGCUCUAUUGUCCUUUCCUAUCGCGGGAAUGUCUGGAAAAGAGAAUGUGUACGCGCCUAGCGACGUCACGGAGGACCUCACGGCUGCUGCGAUGUGGGGCGACGUCGCAUUGCUAGAGAGCCUUCUCUCAAACGGAGCAGAUCCGAACCUUCCCAACUCCCAGGGAAACACAGCACUACACGUCGCUUGCUAUUACGGGGAAAGAGAAUGUGCUAGUAUUUUGCUCCACUAUAAAGCUGAAGUUAAUGCCAAAGGAGCAGAAGGAAAGAUACCACUUCACAGGGCAGUGCUGGGCGUGUGUGUAUUGGAGCCCGGCCCAAAGUAUCAGAGCCGUGAGCAGAUCAGCGAGAAUCAGAUUGAUCUGGUGAAACUUUUGGUCGGUAACGGCUCCAAAGUAACAUUCCACGAUGGCUAUGGUGACACUCCUUAUGAUGCAGCCUUGCAGUGCGACUUUUAUGAAUGUGCUGAACUCCUUUCAGAUCUAGCAAAAGCAGAAGAGCAAGAAGAAAAGAGGCACCAGUUCUUCAAAAAUAUAGACGAUGCAUACGACGCAUGUAAAGUUGGCGAUUUAACUAAAGUGAAGGAGCUGAUGCCCGGUAUAGUAGUAAUGAUAAAUGAAUGCAAGAAAGAAUACAUGACACUACUCAUGAUUGCUAGUCGUGAAGGUCACUCAGCUAUAGUAGACUAUCUCAUUGAUAUUGGAGCUAAAGUCACACACACUCUUGGCUCAACUGCAAAGACAGCUCUUCAUUAUGCAGCGGAGAACGGUCACGCUGAUGUCAUCAAGACGCUAAUAAAGAGACUCCCAAGGAUACUACUUUAUGAAGAAUCACCAAAAGGCAGUUCGCUUCACUUAGCAGCUCGUAACGGUCACGCCGAUACUGUCAAGGUCCUACUUGACGUUGCUUCCGGCUUGUUCCCUCCUACUCCCGAGAGAAAGGACUCCUCCUCGUUAGAUGAGCCAGUACUCCCACCUGAUGCUAGUGUCAAUGUAUUCUCUCACAGUCAAGCCGAAGGACGGACUCCUUUACAUGAGGCAGUCAUUGGAGGUCAUACUGACAUUGUUAGUAUGUUUGUUAAGUGGAUUAGAGAGAACCAGCUCAAGAAGCCAGUGGCCCUCGGCCUCUCUCCCUCUUCUGCUCUCUCUAAUUCGCAAGUUCCAGUCUCUCCAAGAACACCAACCACUCCCUCGUCUCAUGGACUAGGACUACAUGCACGUGCCUCGUCAGGUUCAUCAUCAAAUCCAUUGGAUAUAAUGACAGAAAUGGGCCGUACUCCGUUGCACGAGGCCUCGAGACUAGGUUUUACUGAAAUGAUAGAGAUCCUUCAAGAAGGCGGAGCUGAUGUCAAUGCCAUAAUGAGGCCGUCACUUGAUCGAAGUGCCAAUGCUGAUCUGACUGCGCUGGUACAGGCUGCAAUGACUAACGACGUUAAAAUGGUUCGGUUCCUCCUUCAACAUGGUGCGACUGAUGCAAGAUUAAAAGCACUGACUCGUGCAAUGCGAAUGCCUUAUCACGACGUCGUUGGUCUGCUAUUGUGUUACAAUGGAAGUGUGACCAUUGAUUCCAGUAACAUGGAGUUAAGGAAGAGAUUAGGUAAGGCAAGCCCAUCCUCACCAUUGCUCCUUGCUGUUAACUGGGCUAGUAAGAAGUUGCCCUACAUCACUCCGCUGUGGAUCGAUAUGGUACUGAUUGAAGCACCGUCCUAUCUAAACAAACCAAAGGCAGAGUCCUACGCACUCUCUCAGCUUAACAUCUCUGAUAAUAAACUCAAUGAGCUACCGGUAGCCAUUUUCCAAUUGAAGAACCUCCUCCGUCUUGAAUUGAAUCGUAACAAUAUAUCAUCGCUCCCUGUCUCUGAUGACUGGGAGUGUGAUAGCCUGGAGCAUAUUGACAUGUCACACAAUCAGUUGACGUCCCUCCCUCCUUUACUAUUCACACUACCCGAGCUAAAGGAGCUUUGUGCUAAUAACAAUGCUAUACGGGACGUCCCCAUUGAAGUAUGGAAGGCUCCUAAACUACAAAAACUGCUCCUGCAAAAGAAUCGACUCGAGUCCUUCCCAUCCCCGUUCCUCUCGCCCGACUCUGGUUUUGGUACGCUAGAGGGUAUGUCAUCUGAUGGUCAGGUCCUUCACAGCUCAUUCAGUGUUCCUGACUCGUCACUCUAUCCCCACACUCCUGUCUCUCCUCCCUUUGAGGCCCACACUCCUUAUUCUGGCAGGAAGGACUCUAUUCAUUUCCUCCAGCAGUCCUAUAUACCACACGUGCAAUCUAGCCCAGUGAUGUCACAGAGUGGGAUAACUGAUCGUCGGGUCUCUCUCCCUCCUCCUCAUAAUAUUCGUAGGAGCAGACUAAGAGAGCUAUUUGAUGCCACGGACACUGAUGAAGACCCUUUUGAUGAUUACGAGAUUGCCGGUAUUGUUGAUAGCACUACCAGUGGCAACAAAGAGGGUAAGGUUCUCUUUCAGUUGGAAACUCUCGAUUUAUCGUAUAAUGAAUUGACCCUUAUACCUCAAGGGCUCUGCUGUCUCGCACCUAAACUACUAAAGCUCCACCUUCAUCACAAUAACCUCUCAUCUCUCGGGACCAUCACCGACUAUCCAUCGGAGAUUGAGUUGAUUGACGGGUGUCAUAAUCAACUCACGUCUGCUGUUGCUCCUGCCAGGCCUAGAGAGAGUCUUAGGAACCUCACUUGUGCUCAGAAGCUCCUUCAGUUUGCUCAGGAGACCAUGACUCCCACUCGAUGCUCUCACCGUAACCACAGAGUUCUCCGAAAGCUCGGGUACCUUAAAUUAGCACACAAUAAGCUAGUUGAUGUCCAGCUCUUUCGUACGACGGAGAGAGACCACGGGACUGACCUUACCUCAUCUAUUGAUGAGGGUCGCUUCAGUAGACGCUGUAAAACUGGAGGCAUGGAGAUGUCCAUCAUGCAUAAGGAUUUCACCAAGAGUUCUUUUGGUACGCCACUAAAUAACAGAAUAAAAGGAUCUUCAGUGAGUUCCACUGAUGAUGGACCAUCCAGUGAUGAUAAGAAACCCGACUCCAGCUCAGUUGAAGUCCUUUAUUGUCUCUAUCCUCAACUCUCAACACUAGAUCUGGGACACAACAAGUUACGAUCUGUUCCCUCGCAUAUUCAUCUCAUUUCAUCGCUAGCAGUUUUAACUAUCAGUCAUAAUGCUAGUAUUGAUACUCUUCCUUUGGAAUUGAGUAAUCUUGAGGGGCUCUGGAGUCUAGAGUAUGAUGGCGUACCGUUGACUAAUCCACCUGCUAGUGAUCUUGAUAAGUUUAGAUCAGCCUCGGACAAGCUACUUUAUAUGAGAUCAUUGUUGCAUGAUGCUAAACCCUAUGAGAGUAUGAAGCUAAUGCUUGUGGGUCUACAGAAACAAGGAAAGACGACAUUACUGACCAGACUACGUGAAAUCAAUGAAGUGAGGACUCCAAUAUCAACCUUUAAUGAGAGGAAGGAGGGAGAGACAGUAUCAGCAGCUGUGUCACUGAAACCAGGCGGUAUUACUGGGGCUUCAUCCUUCUUUAGAAGAAUCGGAUCAAGAGAUGCUCCGUUGUCUACUGUUGGAGUUGAUUUGGGACUUUGGAAGUAUCGGAAAGACCUAGAGCCUUCAUACCGUGGGAAAAAAUCCGUACCAUUGAGAAGUGUCACUUUUUAUACCUGGGAUUUUGGUGGUCAGGAGGAGUAUUAUGCCACUCAUCAGUGCUUCCUGUCUAACCGUUCGCUGUAUCUCGUUAUAUUCAACGUAUGUGAUGGAGAGGACGGGAUUGAUAGCCUUGAGCUCUGGCUACACAAUAUUCAGGCAAGAGCUCCGGAGUCUCCAGUCAUUAUUGUUGGCACUCAUUCUGAUCUGUUGAAAGAGGAUAAGGAGCAGAGGAAACAGGAACUGACUAACUAUCUAGAGCAAGUUGGCAAGAAUCCUCAGAAGCUAAGAGACUUGGGCCUUCCUCAGAUCAAAGAGGUUCGGUUUGUUGGAUGUCCUACCAGCGGAAAAGCUGAGGGAGUCUCAGAGCUAAGAGUGGCACUGUGGGACGUGGCAUUCUCUCUCACUGCUCCUCGUAAAAAAGGUGCUAUUGGUGGUAAUAAGGUUAAACUGUUAGAGCAACCUGUUCCAUCCUCAUACUUGAGAUUGGAGGAGAGGAUGAGGGAGCUUGUGGUGAAGUGCCAAUCUGAGGUUGAUGUAUCUCCAGUGAUGAAAGAGUCAGAGUUCUUUGAAGCAGUCCAAGAUAUUAUACCCAACCCAAGGGAGCUCAACCAAGCAGUCACGUUCCUUCAUGAAAAUGGUGUCCUCCUUCAUUAUGCUACUCCGGCUCUCAAUCAUCUUUACUUCAUUGAUCCUCAGUGGUUGUGUGACAUGCUUGCUCAUGUUGUUACCAUACCUGAAGUCAACAGGUUCAUACAACGUGGAUCAGGUCCUGAAGCAGGUAUAUUGAAGACAUCAGUGUUAUCUCACAUAUUCAAGGGGAAGCUAUUCCCCCACACCCUCAGGAACGAGUACAUUGAAUUGCUCAGUAAAUUUGAAGUGGCCCUUCUCCUGGACAGGAACCGCAUGCUAGUCCCCUCGAUGCUUCCCUCAGCUCCGAAACAAACUCUCUAUAACUUUAAGACCCUCUUCCCUCGCCCUCCGAUUGCUUAUCUCCUCCAACAAUCACGCAUACACUCCUCCUCCUCUCUCUCUGACAACCGCAUGUCACCUUAUUCCUCUCAGUCCGAUCCACUGAUGGUCAGGCUGCCCCCUAAGUCAUUCUCACCCAUGUCACCGACGACCCCUGAUUUAUAUAGGACUGGUCUGCUUUUGAGACGGUUUUAUUUCAUGAAGUAUGUUCCUAGUGGUUUCUGGCCUCGCCUCAUAUCCAGGUUCCUCACUUCGUCUGAUUUCGCAGUCAUUGUUCUCAAGGCCCUCGGGUUUAGCGAGAAAGAGAUAGAGGAAACCGUUAGGAUCAUGAUCAGUGGAGACCUCUCGACCCUCGUGGAGCUAGAGUGGUCAUACUGGACGACGGGGGUUGAGUUCUGGUACAAAGGAUACAGUUUGUUGAGAGUAGCUGAGAUAAGACCAGAGGGCACGUUCUCAGACUGUCUUCCAUCAUCAGCACAGGGCAGUAGCUACAGUCGUACUCCCAGCAUACCUUUUGAACCACUGGAAGAUUGUGAGGACCUCUCAUUCCAACUUAAUGGCCAAUGGCUAGCAGUGGAUGAGACUCCUAAUACAGGGCUGGAGGUAUUAGUCCCUGAUUAUAUAUGCCCAUCCGUUAUAGAGAAAGUACUGCCUAGUCUUGUUAAUAUUGAUGAAGGAGCAGAGGAUGAGUUUGAUCAAGAGCCAUUCCCUACUCGUGAGCACUCAUGGAUGAGCGCUCAACUCCUCUCCCAGACCGUGGAGCAGAUUGAUACAUUACUGGAGGAUUGGUUCCCUGGUAUUGGGAGCAAGGACGGAGGUAGGGGUAUGUACUCUGUGCCUUAUGUCAACCGUGUUGUCCCUUGUCCUUAUUGUGUCGGAGGUGCUGAGGUUACUCCUAAUGAUGUCUUCACUAGUAUGUCACACGGGCCAGAGACACUCACUGGGACGCCAUCGGUUAUUAGUAUGAAUACUAAAGAGGAUGCAGCUACUCCUUCAUCAACGGUCACACUAUUAGACAAUACAAACAGUAUUGAUACCAACUCUGUGAGUACUACUGGGGGUGUGGCCUCGCGGGCUCGUCGUGACCUCAUGCCUAGUCUACAGAAAACCACAGCCAGUGGGUCUCCGCACUCAAGAAGACGUUACACUAGCGAUAACAUUGAUGAUACCUCCAUUGAAACAUCUCCUGCAGCUACAGGAGUGGGUUUGAUGCAAGCUUCAAAGUUUGGGUUCAUGAUUGAGACAUGUGUCGCUGCCAGCAGAGGACUAGCUACUUUAGAGUGUCCUACCCAUCCACUUCAACCCCUGGACAUAUCGAGCUUGACUCCAGACCUUGUCUUUGGUGACCUUCCAACUCAUUAUAUCAUUAAUGAGAAACUGGUGGACAGAGGGAAGUUUGUGGCCAGUGGGAGUUUCGGAGAGAUUUAUCACGGAGCAAUAUAUCCACAUCUAUCAGCCUCUGAUGAUGAAGGACGGGAAGUUGCUAUUAAAAUCGACAAGCAAGACAGGAAGCACUUUAACAUGGAGACAGCAGCUAAAGCUUACACUGAAAUAAGAGCAGAAGUGGCUCUACUGAAGGACCUCGAUCACGAAUACAUCAUCAAUUUCAUUGGCCUAACACUCCAGCCACUGUGCUUCAUGCUGGAAUGGGCUUCAAAAGGAUCUCUUCAUGGCAUACUACAGUCCUAUUACAGAACUGAUAGUAAAGUCAGUCCGUGGACACUGGUUGAGGCCGGCAGGCAGGUCGCUAAUGGCCUCUCUUAUCUUCAUAGUCGUAAUGUUGUUUAUUACGAUCUCAAGAGUCCUAAUAUCCUAGUCUUUGAGUUUCCUAGUGCUGAUGAAAGCUUGCGAGUCUCGCUGGAGUCAAGUCCUGUUCUUGAUAAAUUGGGAAAGUUCCCAGUCCACGUCAAGAUAACUGAUUUGGGUAUCAGUCGUAAGAUCACUCCUGGUGGGGUGGUUGGGUAUAAGGGCACUCCAGCUUUCAUGGCACCCGAGAUACUCAGAUAUGUUGGCAAAGAGGCUUGCACUGAAAAGGUUGAUGUCUUCUCAUUUGGUAUGUUCAUGUACGAGUUGCUUGCUCAGCAGUUCCCAUUCGAACGUCAGAACCUAAUGCACAACCAAAUAGAGAAACUAGUCGUUGAUGGGGCAAGACCUUCAAUACAAAACAAAGAGCUCUCUAAUCCAAUACUUUAUUUGGAUAUUAUGAGGUGGGCGUGGCAACAAGAUUACCAUGACCGCCCUACCUCCAGUCAGUUGGACUCUGUUCUCUCAUUGCCAGCAGUGCCUCAUCUUGUUGAUGCCUAUUCAUUAGAAGACCACUGCUAUCAACAGGUGACAUCAGCCUGCAUUGUGACUCUACCCAUUGAUAUAAGCUCUCAGGUACCUGAUGAUGGUAGCACCAGUGAGACCAGCCUAACCCCAUCAGUCUCACAGUAUCACACCAACGUUGUCCGGGGGGACCUUCAAGAAGAGGUUUGGUUCUGCUCAAAAGAGAAGGACGACCAGACGCUAGAGAGAGCCAGUUCCCGUUUGAGUUUCGUCAGUUUCAGAGGACGAGCUAAUUUUGUCGUGGAUUCGAUAGACUUGGAGUGUGCGCCUGUUACUGCAAUGUGUUGUGUUAACGAGCAGGUGUGGCUGGGGGCCAAGGACGGCUGCAUUACACUAUACAGUGCUAUUAAUCAUGACAAGUCAUUCAGUAGGUAUUUAUCAUUGAAGGCCGAUCAGGGGAUCAUACAUAUUAGUCACUUAACUAAACUGAGACAGGUAUUAGUAGUUAGAAAGGACGGCUAUUUGAUGCUAUUAGAUGAAGUUUUAUCGGAACGUAGGAUACCAGACACGUCUCAUUUUGAUGCUCACGUCAAUGCUACACAGCUACCAGUACGGUGUGUCUUUAAUCUAAAGACCCCACUGAGCAGUGUAUUGACUCUCUCUUCAAAUGAAGAGACUGCCUACACGUGGAUCUCUUCUUCUAAUGAAGUUGUGACUGUCCUUGAGAUAAGAACAUCAGUUAUUUCUCACUGUCAGAAGCUACAGGCACGCUCUUAUUCAGAGACCAACAAGACUGACAUCUUGAGUCACAUGACUUGCGUCAAGUUAGGAGGGAGGGAUGAAAGAAGUGUAGUCUGUGGGUUCUCUUAUCCUGGCUGUGUCCUCUACAUAUGGGAGUCUAGUAACAAUCAUAAGCUACUUGCAUCGCACAAGUACGAUCAGUUUACAACGGAUAAAGUGACUGAUGUGAUGUCUAUGGGUAGCAUGCUAUACAUGAGCACAGGAGGCGGUGAAGUGGUAACUCUCUCGCUCUCAAACUCAUUGCAAGAGAUAAGCUCUCCUCUAUUUCCUAUCUCUGCUCACUCCAAGUCUCGCGGGAUUUAUAAACUCUUGAAGCUCGGCUGUAGAGUCUUUCCUAGACACUGGCUCCCGACACUCAUAGGACGCAACAAUGCUAUAGAGUAUUAUAAAGAAUUACUGGAUGAGGAGGAAAUGGCUGAAAUCAAAUCCGGGAUCAUAGGAUCACAGAGCCAGCUGUUGGUGACUAUUGGGCAUGGGUUUGAGGGACUUUCUAGUUUGAAACGAGGCGAUUCAUGGCAGGAUCAUAACAAUAACUUUGUAUUACUGUGGCUACCACCAAGAUAGUCGUUAUUAGUCUACUGUCAAAUUUAUAUAGUUUAUUAUUAUUAUUAUUGUUAUUGUUAUUAUUAUUAUUAUUAUUAUUAUUAUGGGUGUUGUUGUUAUUAUUGUUCUUCUUAAAUUUUCAAAAACAUUCCGUCUUGUUUGUAUCGUUUUUCUUGAUUUGCAUCAAAUUAUUA